This is a messenger RNA of Debaryomyces hansenii CBS767, 1716 nucleotides long. RefSeq names its product Utp18p (gene UTP18). NCBI's taxonomy places the organism in Eukaryota, Fungi, Ascomycota, Pichiomycetes, Serinales, Debaryomycetaceae. Gene Ontology annotation, cellular component: small-subunit processome; Pwp2p-containing subcomplex of 90S preribosome. Gene Ontology annotation, molecular function: protein binding. The coding region runs from base 1 to 1716 and encodes 571 amino acids. Gene Ontology annotation, biological process: rRNA processing. The record is from RefSeq and is a predicted model, not a curated record. The transcript has a single exon.
AUGUCUAAGAAUAGGAAUGGAGAUGAAGUUCUGAUCCCUCCUAAGGACGAAGAAGAAAUAUUGUUAGAAAAGUUGGUGUUUGGAGAUUUACAGGGCUUUGAAACUAAUUUAAAAAAACUUGAUAAUUUGUAUGAUUAUUCUUCUGAUGAGCAAGAUGAGGGCAGUAACGAUUCAGAUGAAUCAUCUGACGACGAGAAUGAUUUAGAAGAUGUGCAAGAUGAUCAAUUGUUUUAUAUUGAUGAUGGAACUAAUGAAGCACAAGGAGAUAAAGAUGCGAUGGAUAUCGACGAAGAUUCACAAUCAGACGAUGAGAUAGAUGACGAAGAAGACGAUAAUGAUUCGGAAAUUGCAUGGGAAGAUAGUGAUGACGAAAGAUUAAAUAUCUCAUUACUUUCUUCUGAUAAAAUGAAAAAAUUAAGAAAAGUUGAAACAGAUUCAACUAUAAAUGGUAAAUCGUAUAUAACAAGAUUGAGAUCACAAUUUGAAAAGAUUUACCCAAAACCUGAAUGGGUCGAUAAAUUACAACAGGAAGAGAAUGAUAUGGAAGAUGAGGAUUCAGAUGCAGAAGUCAUCGGUAACGAGGAUGAGGAAAUAACAGAGGCUUCGAAUAACGAUAAUAAUGCUGUCUUAAAGCUCUUAUCAUCCACACAGCAAUUUAUUAUUACAAAGCAAUUAAAAUUAAUAUCACCAAACAAGAUCUCUAUUACAAGACUUAAAGAUGCUAACCAUUCGAAACUUUCCAAAGCAGCUAUCCAAUCAUUAUCUUUCCAUCACUCCCAUCCGUUAUUAUUGACCGGUGGUUUUGAUAGAACAUUACGUAUUUACCAUAUCGAUGGUAAGACUAACAACGUGGUAACUACAUUACAUUUGCGUAAUUCACCAAUUUCAUCUUGUUAUUUUUCACCAUUUCCAUCGAAAGAUAAUAAAAAUUUAAUCUUCGCUGGUGGCAGAAGACGUUACAUGAACAAAUGGGAUCUUAACACAGGUGAAGUCGAAAAGAUUUCCCGUAUGUAUGGUCAUGAGCAAUUUCAAAGAUCAAUGGAAUACUUUAAGAUUUCCUCGAAAGGUACAUAUAUCGGACUUACUGGUAGCAGUGGUUGGUGUAAUAUAUUAAAUGGUUUGACUGGUCAAUGGAUUAAGGGCUUCAAGAUUGAGGGAACCAUCGUGGACUUUGAAUUUGCUAAUGAUGAAAGCUUCAUAAUUGUCAUUAAUUCGGCUGGUGAAGUCUGGGAAUUUGAGUUGUCCAAUGAUAAUGCAUCGAAAAACGAAUCAAAGAAAGAACCAACGCAUCAUAAUAAAAUUAUAAGAAGAUGGCAAGAUGAUAGUGGUACUGGUAUAACAAAGAUUAAACUCGGUGGCCCUAAAAAUCGUUGGUUGGCAAUUGGUACUAAUAAUGGUAUUGUCAAUGUAUACGACCGUAAUUCCUUGACCGAUGGAAGACAUCCAAAACCCAUUAAAACUGUCGAAAACUUGGUUACAUCUAUUUCUUCCUUAAAUUUUACACCAGAUGGCCAAAUAUUGUGUAUCGCUUCGAGAGCUAAGAAAGAUGCCUUGAGAUUAGUCCACUUGCCGUCUUGUUCGGUGUAUUCCAACUGGCCCACCAGUGGUACUCCUUUAGGUAGAGUUACCUCGGUCACCUUUUCUCCAAAUAAUGAGAUGUUGGCUAUUGGUAACGAAGGUGGUAAAGUUACAUUAUGGAGAAUUAAUCAUUAUUAG